This is a messenger RNA of Podarcis lilfordi (Lilford's wall lizard), 3166 nucleotides long. Lineage: Eukaryota; Metazoa; Chordata; Lepidosauria; Squamata; Lacertidae. The record is from the annotation of a GenBank genome assembly.
AUGGAUCUUCACCUGAGGGAUCUGCGCUUGCAAGAGGAGAAGGAAUUCCUGGAGAGCGUGGCACUGCCCCAGGCUGGUAAGGAGACCUGGGACAGAGGGUGGGGGGUUUGUGUGGGUCAGAGGAGAGGGGGGCCCAUAAAGAGGUGGGGGCGCCCCCUUUCUGCCUCUCUCUCUCUCUGGAGUUCCACUGAAAGAGCAACAGGUUGUGGAGGAAUUUUGCCCUCCGCACAGAAGUCAUGGAAGAUCAUUCUGGGAUUCCGAGACCUCCAGCUCCGCAGGCAAAAACCUCUGGCGCCUGGGACAUGAUCUGCCGGGAAGUUCUCCUGCACAAGCACGGCGUCAUGGGCUCCCGUUCAUCUCAAUGGGGCUUGUGCAGGAGGGCUCCCCGGGGGGAGAUGGGCAUGUCUCAGGAUCUUGGGGUUUGGGAGUCGGGACCCUCAAGCGCCACCUCGCCCAACCCCUUGCAAUUCCGGAAUCGCAGCUCAAGAAUCCCUGAGUGACAGAUGUCUGUUUAAAGAUCUGCAAUGGAUCACAGAAUGGUAGAACUGAUAAGCUGGAAGGGAUCUCCAAGGGUCAUCCAGCCCAACCCCCUGCGAUGCAGGAAUCUGUGACCAAGGAGAAUCCACCACCUUCCAAGGGCGCCCCUUCUGCUGGCAAGUGGCUCUUCCUAAAUCUCUUCCUGUGGGUCAGAUCUGUCCGUCACCCAGCCUGCCACCUAGGGGGUGCCCCACGUAAUCUGCCCCCCCCGACCUUGCCUUGCAGUCAAAGCAGCGACUGUCUUUGAUGCCUCUGGCUCCUUUGUCUGGAUUUCUAGGCUGCCUCCGCCUUGGGGCACAGACUCCCCCCCCCAUAGGGGCUGCCCCCUUUGGCCUGACCUGGCAGACGCUUCUGAUGUUCUUUGGAGCGUCGUUAUGUUCAACAGGUGCCUGACCCACAGCUCUUCCUGCCCCAUAGGUCUUUAAGGCAUAGGAGCCCCUACUGAGGCUGCCCCCAAAUGCCCCCCAAUCUUCAGAAGCAGAACUCCCCUCAACGGCACACCAUGAAGAGGUUUUUUGGGGGGGGGCACAGAAAUCAAGCCUGAUGAGGAGCGGUUGAAGGAGCUGGGUAUGUUGAGCCUGGGAAAGAGGAGGCUCAGGGGAGACAGGAGAGCCAUCUUCAAAUAUCUCAAGGGCUGUCCCAUGAAAGAUGGAGCAAGCUUGUUUUCUCUUGCUCUGGAGGGCAGGACUCGAACCCAUGGCUUCAAGUUACAAGGAAGGAGAUUCCGACUAAACAUUAGGAAGAAUUUUCUGAUAGUAAGAGCUGUUCAAUAGUGGAUCAAUCUCCCUCAGGAGGUUGUGGUCUCUCCUUCCUUGGAGGUUUCUAAGCAGAGAUUGGAUGGCCACCUGUCAUGGAUGCUUUAGCUGAGAUUCCUGCAUUGCAGGGGGUGGAAUGGAUGACCUUUGGGGGUCUCUUCCAGCUCUGCAAUUCUAUGAUUUCAGAAGCACGGGAAGCCGCCUUGCACUGAGUCAGAUCCUCAGUCUGUUCGGCUCCAUGUUGUCCACAGUGAUGGGCAGCCUCGGCUGUCCAGGCUUUCGGACUCAGGCCCCUCCCAGCCCCUCCAUCUUUUCCAACAUCAGGGUCUUUUCCAGGGAGGCUUCUCUUCUCAUGAGGUGGCCAAAGUCUUGGAGCCUCAGCAUCAGGAUCUGUCCUUCCAGUGAGCACUCAGGGCUGAUUUCCUUAAGGAUGGAGAGGUUUGAUCUUCUUGCAGUCCAUGGGACUCUCAAGAGUCUCCUCCAGCACCAGAAUUCAAAAGCAUCAAUUGAUGCAAAAAUCUAUCAUUUGCCCGAUAAUAAAUGUUGGAAAUGUAAAGAAACUGAAGGUACAUUCUUUCACCUUUGGUGGACGUGCCCAAGGAUUAAGGCUUUCUGGGAGAUGAUCUAUAAUGAAAUGAAAAAGGUAUUUAAGUAUACCUUCCCUAAGAAACCAGAGGCCUUUCUCCUGGGCAUAGUCGGCCAAUCGGUGUUAAAAAAGGAUAGAACUUUCUUUAUGUAUGCUACAACAGCAGCAAGAAUACUCAUCGCAAAGUAUUGGAAGACACAAGAGCUACCCACACUGGAGGAAUGGCAGAUGAAAUUGAUGGACUAUAUGGAACUGGCGGAAAUGACUGGCAGAAUCCGAGACCAGGGAGAAGAGUUGGUGGAAGAAGAUUGGAAGAAAUUCAAAGACUAUUUACAGAAAUACUGCAAAAUUAAUGAAUGUUAGAAUGAUGUUGGAUUGAAGUUAAAUGGUUUUUAGCAGCAGUGUUAUAAAGGAAUAUGUAAAAGUGGAUUGUUAACAGGUGAUAAUUUAAAGUUACAUUAUAUUAAGAUAAAAGAUUAAGAUAUAAUCAAAGAGGGAAAGGAUUUGCUAAAUUAACUAAUUUGAACUGGAAUACAAAAAAGGGAGGUGUGAGGAGGUCGGGGAAACAAGCAAAUGAAAGCUAGGAUAUGGAAAGACUAAUCUGUUUUUUAACUGUUUUUAUUUUGUACUUUCAUUUUCUAUUUUUUUUCUUUUUCUUUCUUUCUGUUUUCGCCUAUUUUUGUAUUAUGUUGAAACUUUAAUAAAUAUUUUAUGAAUUAUGGAACCCCUUCAUGGAUCACUGCCUUGCUGUGGCAAAGGGGCUUGAAUAACUCAGAGAAGCUAUGAACCAUGCUGAGCAGGGGUCCCUUUACCUUUACCUUAAAAUAAGUUACAAAUUUUAUCAUUUCUUGCUUCUUCUGGCCGCAGCUGAGGACUCGGAGGAGGCCAGGGACCCCACGGGCGAGAGUGCUCUGGACCAGUCCCCGGUGGAAGACGCCCGCAGGGGCAGCCGAGGCCACGGCAUAGUCCCUGAGCCCCUGGACUCCGAUGGCGACUGGCAGCUGCCCUGCAUUCCCAAGUCCCCCAGGUAAGCCUUGGGUGGCCAGGCCAGGUGGGGGCAGGUGGCGGCCGAGCCGGAGAGGAGAAGGACAUGAGAAUAGGCUGAGCUGUUGUGGCUCAUAGCCAUCCACACAUCCUCUUCCAGCUUGUGAUUCUGGGAUGGCCACCAACUCCCUCCUCUUCCCUCCCCAGGGACACCGGCCUGAUCCUGGACGCGGUCAAGCGCAGCGAAUUCCUCCGGUGCCUGGGGAGGGAAGAGCCAGCCGCUGGUGGAGAGCUUUGUGCCUGA